UCAAUUAUUAUUAAUAAAUCUUUAGGAAAAUAGUCACCGAGUAACCACGUGCUUGUUGUUUUAUAAACACAUGGAAAUUUUAUAUGAAAAUAUAACCUAGAAUUUAUUAAGUUUCAAAUUGUAUUUGCCGCCAAUUUCGCUAGAUGGCGCUUGCUUGCUUGGAAAUUUUUGAAAAAGUAUGGAGGGUAGAGGUAAAAUAAUAUAGAAGGUAUUGUCAUUAAAUAUUAUUUGAAAAUAACCGAUUUCAGACAGAAUCGAUCUUGAAUUGGACAUUCAUUUUUGAGCUUCUCUCAUAGGGGUGCCUCCGGAAUAUAAUAAACGUGGUUGUUGUAAUUUGUAAUUAAAAACACGUGCUUUCUAUACUCCACAGCCUCUGCAGUUAUCAUCAGUCAUUUGUGUUGUUGCUUAUAAAAAAAAUGCCUAUUAAAAAAAUAGAAAAUAAUGUUUAUAAAACGUACGAAACUUGGACAAUAGAAAAUUUAAACACUACAAUGGCAAACUCCUCAAAGACUCCUGUAACUCAUGAAUUUUUAUCAGAGUUUGAAGGUAAUGUUACCAAGUGGCAUGUCGAGUUAUAUCAUUAUAAUACCGAAGAAAUAGAUUAUCAAGAAAUAGAUGAUCAAGAAAUAGAUGGUCAAGAAAUAGAUGAUCAAGAAAUAGUAAUAAUGUUACAUCCGGUUCAUAUGAUAGAAUUUAAAAAACAUAUUACUUGCAACUAUUACCUGGUCGAUGCCGAUGGAAAUCUUGUUUUCAUUACACGAAAAAAUCAAAGAUUUGAUGAGUCUUUUUUCUGUGAUGCUGGUAGAGAUAUUUUUGCCGAAUAUGGUUGUUUAUCAAUUAAAAGGACAGAUAAAUUGGUUCCAAAUGAUACGAUGACAUUGCGCAUUGAACUAAUAACUUAUUUGGAUGAUAAUCCUACAUUUCCUUAUGAGAGGGCAGGAUAUCUUAUCGAUAUAGAAAACUUACCGCAAAAUUUUUUGGAGUUGUAUGAGAGCUGCAAAGAUAACGGUGAUAUUGUCAUACAGGUGCAAGAUACUCAAUUUAAAGUCCAUAGAACUGUUUUAGAAACACGAUGUCCUGUGUUGUAUGAAGAUGUUGCUCGUCAUCAACGAACGCCUGAAAGUAAAGGUACUGAGUUGAAUAUUACGGGCAUCGAUCCAGAAAUAUUUAAAAGACUAGUAGAAUUUCUCUACACUGGUGAGAUCAAUGACUUGGAUGAUCAUUCGGAGUAUUUGCUUGAGGCUGCUGAUAGAUAUAAAUUGAAAAGAUUGAAACAAUUGUGCGAAAAAUCACUCAUUGACAACUAUCUCACUGCUGAUAAUUAUGAAGAGCUUGAAAAUUUAGCUGUUCGUUGUCACGCUACUCAACUGGACAUAAACGUUGAAGAUUUCAAAUUCAAAUUAUUAACGCGGUCAGAAGAAUUUGUCCGAUCUGACAAUGUAACCGUAAUUACAGUAAUACUACCGAAUAUUUCUCGGAAGUCAAGAAAUGUUCAGAGCAGCCUGCAGUAACUUAUAUGUGCCCAGAAGUGAUACCUGAUCUCCAUUAUAUAAUUAUAAACUGAUAUUCCUGUAUGUAUGUAUGUAUGUAUGUAUGAAUAAAAAAUUGUAUCAAUAAAAAUUUUUUUAUUCGUAAUUUAAUUACCGGAAACAUUUAACUAAAAUAUGUUUUUUAACUUUCGAUUUGAU
Messenger RNA from Microplitis mediator, 1688 nucleotides. RefSeq lists its product as uncharacterized. Gene Ontology annotation, cellular component: cytoplasm. Gene Ontology annotation, biological process: proteasome-mediated ubiquitin-dependent protein catabolic process; regulation of proteolysis. The transcript has 2 exons. NCBI's taxonomy places the organism in Eukaryota, Metazoa, Arthropoda, Insecta, Hymenoptera, Braconidae. The record is from RefSeq and is a predicted model, not a curated record. Gene Ontology annotation, molecular function: ubiquitin protein ligase binding. The coding region runs from base 417 to 1511 and encodes 364 amino acids.